AUGCGGUUCAGGGUGGAGCUGAACACAAGUUACUUCUACUUCCGGGCUGGACCAAGAGGGCUGCCGGCCCCGGGACUGGUGGCCAAAAGGGAUCUUUUGAGAAGAAGACUGGGAAAUGAGACAACGUCUUCUCGGCAACAGCAGCGCCCAAGGUGCCCACCCCAGUAGCCCCAGCAGCAGCAGGUGAAGCAGUCCUGCCAGCCAUCCCCAGUCAAGUGUCAAGAGACCUGCUCACCCCAAACCAAGGAUCCAUGUGCUCCCCAGGCCAAGAAGCAACGUCCACCCAAUGGCAUGGACCAGCAGGAGUGCCCCUCAGCCCAGCAAGCCCCCAAGAAUAAACAGAAGUGAAGACACACUGGGCAUUGCCACCUGCC
Molecule: messenger RNA, 374 nt
Organism: Heterocephalus glaber (naked mole-rat)
Lineage: Eukaryota; Metazoa; Chordata; Mammalia; Rodentia; Bathyergidae
Source: RefSeq, a predicted model, not a curated record